AUGAAGUUGAACAUCGCUUACCCAGCCAACGGUACCCAGAAGAGUAUCGACAUCGACGAUGAGCACAAACUGAGAGCAUUCUACGAGAAGAGAAUGGGCCAGGAGGUCGAGGGAGACGCCGUGAGCGACGAGUUCAAGGGUUACGUUUUCAAGAUCACUGGUGGUAACGACAAGCAAGGUUUCCCAAUGAAGCAGGGUGUCAUGAUCCCAAACAGAGUCAAGCUGCUUUUGACCAAGGGUGUCUCCUGUUACAGACCAAGAAGAACCGGAGAGAGAAAGAGAAAGUCUGUCAGAGGUUGCAUUGUUGGUAGCGACCUUGCUGUCUUGUCCCUUGUUGUUGUUAAGCAGGGUGAGCAGGAGAUCGAGGGUCUGACCGACACUCAGGUCCCAAAGAGAUUGGGUCCUAAGAGAGCCAACCACAUCAGAAAGUUCUACGGUUUGACCAAGGAGGACGACGUUAGACAAUUUGUUAUUAGAAGAGAGGUUGUUAAGGGCGACAAGAAGUACACCAAGGCUCCAAAGAUUCAGAGACUGAUCACUCCUCAGAGACUCCAGAGAAAGAGAGCUGUCAAGGCUGCGAAGGUUAAGAACGCCCAAGCCCAGAGAGAUGCUGCUGCUGAGUACGCCCAACUGCUUGCCCAGCGUCUGCACGAGCGUAAGGCUGAGAAGGCUGAGAUCAAAAAGAGAAGAGCUUCUUCAUUGAAGGCUUAGGUAAUGUAGUGAAUAUAUGCAGGUAAGUGACAGUAGCGAGCUUUGUGCUCCAUGUAUUCGUCUAUACUAUAAUCAUUUAUUAGGAUUUUCACUGUGUUUUUUGUCGCUUGUCGAUUUCCGCGAGCCGUUUGAUGUUGUCGUAGAUUUCGUCCGUGCUCAGCCCGUCGCCAUACUUCAUCUUGGCCUCGUACCGCUGUUUUUCCUCCUUGUAUUUUGGAUCCCGAAGCAGAAUGGCUAGAUGCUGGCCGAAUUUGCUUUCUGGAAUAAGCUGUCCGGUCAACGGACACACCACUUGUCGCUCCCCGUUCUUCGUGUUUUCCGCAAACUUCUGGUCCUCAUGCUUCCUCUUGAGCCGCGAUUCGCCCGCAGACCGGAUCUUCAUGCCAGGUCGUGCCUUUGGCGGUUCCACCGUCUCUUUCUGCUCCUCGUACAACGGCACUUCUUCCUCUUCCUCGUCUUCCUCCUCAGAAAGCGCUUCCUCUCCUUUAUCCAGCAACGAGCGGUACUCCAAUUCUCCGCGGUCGAGAGGCGGUGCCAGCUGUGCCACCUCGUCGACCUCUGUGAAUUCGAUGGUCUCCACCACGACAAAGUCCUGCCAGUCGAUAGACGCAAAUUCCAUCUGCUCUUUUUCCAGCCGCUGCUUCUCCUUGGUCUGUUCCUCCUCGUCCUUGGCCAUCUGUUGCGCGCGCGCGUAGCAGCGGUCCAAAAACUCUGUCUGGUCGUAAUUAUCUAGCUCGUGCAGUAUUUUCUCCUUCUCUGCCAAGAUCAACUUGUAGGACUCCAAAUACUGUCUGAAAAGUCCAUGGAGCGAGUGCGAGACGCUCAGAAAUUCAAACUGGAUACUCUGUUUCUUGUCAUGAGAAACGUGCUCCUUUAGCACCUCGAUCGACUCUUCACCGUUCAGAGCCACAUAUUGCGCUGCAAGCUUGAUCAUGUCCACGUCCAAAGCGGAAACUUUACCGGGCGAAAUGAUGAACCGCAGCUCCGGCACCUCAGGAGCCUCAGGAGCCUCUUUCUGCGGCUGUUUGGCCUCGCCGCUCUGCAGAUCCUGUAUGCAUUUCUGGUAGUACUCGUGGUGCACAUCGCCCUUUCUUAGGAAGGCAAACUUGGGGUUUUUUGCCUCCUUUGUCAACAGUCGCUGCUCAAACGACUCGCCGUUACGCACAACAAACCCCGCCGUCUUCUCGAUCACCGCACGGAUUU
This is a messenger RNA of Ogataea polymorpha, 1914 nucleotides long. RefSeq names its product 40S ribosomal protein S6. The coding region runs from base 1 to 711 and encodes 236 amino acids. Gene Ontology annotation, molecular function: structural constituent of ribosome. The transcript has a single exon. Gene Ontology annotation, biological process: translation. The record is from RefSeq and is a predicted model, not a curated record. NCBI's taxonomy places the organism in Eukaryota, Fungi, Ascomycota, Pichiomycetes, Pichiales, Pichiaceae. Gene Ontology annotation, cellular component: ribosome.